GAAAAAAUACACACAUUUUUUCGGCCAAUCAAGUCUUAAUUAAUUUCCAGAAUUCUGUGAGCCAACUCGUUGAAAAUUUAUUUGAUUAAAAUUAUCAUAAUCGACCAUCGAUUCGGCCAUUGAAUUAAUUCUUUGAAUAUUGUUUGAACUGUUUGUUCAGUUGAAACCUUUUAAUGGGCAUUCACGUUUAGUACUGCAUGGUCGGUCUCUUAAAAUCAUGCGGAACAUUAUAAUGGAGUUUACUUUUCUAAUAUUACUAAAUACUUAUGGUGUAAGUGACUCCAUCACCUUCAAAAUGACCAAUGCGCAGUGCAUAAGUCAUAAUAAAUCGUGGGUUCGCAUCAAUGAGUGUCGCUUAAAGGCUAUAAAUCGCAACAAAGUGGUCUUCAACUUUAACGCAACCCUAUUCUACCCAACCCCUGACAUUAGAGUGACCUACCGAUAUUUCAAGAGGGAGAACGGCUAUAAGCCUUUUCUGAUCAAUAUAGAGAUCGAUAGCUGCCGAUUCCUAAGAAAACCAUAUAAUUUUGUGGGUGUUAUGAUUUGGAAUUUUUUUAGAAACUUCACCAACGCAAAUCACACGUGCCCAAUGUCUGGUGAUCUCCUCGUUAAGAAUAUGUUUCUCACCAUCGAACCAUUUAAGGGACUUCCCUGGCCCUCCGGUGACUAUUUAUUCGCCACUUCUUGGAAGUUCUACAGGAAGCCUCAGUUCGACGUCAAUAUAAGCUUUCAAUUCAUUGAGGAUUUCGUUUAA
Messenger RNA from Drosophila biarmipes, 754 nucleotides. RefSeq lists its product as uncharacterized. Lineage: Eukaryota; Metazoa; Arthropoda; Insecta; Diptera; Drosophilidae. The coding region runs from base 218 to 754 and encodes 178 amino acids. The transcript is spliced from 4 exons. The record is from RefSeq and is a predicted model, not a curated record.